Molecule: messenger RNA, 7078 nt
Organism: Bombus huntii
Lineage: Eukaryota; Metazoa; Arthropoda; Insecta; Hymenoptera; Apidae
Product: probable peroxisomal acyl-coenzyme A oxidase 1
Exons: 11
Coding region: 167-2179 (670 amino acids)
Biological process (GO): lipid homeostasis; fatty acid beta-oxidation using acyl-CoA oxidase
Cellular component (GO): peroxisome
Molecular function (GO): acyl-CoA oxidase activity; FAD binding; fatty acid binding
Source: RefSeq, a predicted model, not a curated record
AUGUGUAUCCGUAGUGUCAUAUGUAUCGAAAAUAGUAAUAACAAAGUUCACAACCAUGACGUAACACUGUAUAUUUAUAUACGAAGCUGUGCAUUUCCGUAGCACAUUAAUACAGAUAAGUGCGGUAACAAGUUUAACUUUCCAUAUAGACGGUAAUUUGUAUCAUAUGAAGCAACAAAGAAUGGCCGUGCACAAAGAUCUACAAUAUGAACGAAAUAGGUGUACGUUUGAUCCUGUGGAAGUUACCUAUUUUCUCGAUGGUAGUCCAGAAAAAACGAAGCAACGCCGUGAUCGAGAACAAUAUUUUUCGGAUGUUCUGGCGUUAAAAGAAGAUAUGUCAAUGAGAUAUAAGAGCCAUAAAGAAGUAUAUGAAGAUUCUCUACGAAUUACCCGAGAUGUUCUUUCCAAAAUUAAAAAAUUACAACUCUCGAGAAUGGAGGAAUAUGAGUUUGUUCUGAGCAUCUUCACGGCAAGACUUGGAUCUGCACUGUUCCAAGAUGGAAAUCCAGUGGUCCUGCAUUAUGCUAUGUUUCUACCCGCUCUUAUGGGACAAGCAAAUUCUGAACAGCAAGCAUAUUGGUUAAACAGAGCUUGGGCUGGCGAUGUUAUAGGAACAUAUGCGCAGACCGAACUAGGCCAUGGAACGUUUCUCAGGGGUUUGGAAACUACUGCAACGUACGAUCCGGAAACGAAAGAGUUUGUUUUGAAUAGUCCAACUUUGACUUCCUACAAAUGGUGGCCAGGCGGGCUGGGUCAGACCGCAAAUCAUGCAAUAGUAGUUGCGCAAUUAUACACCCAGGGAGAAUGUAGGGGAAUUCAUCCGUUUGUUGUACAAUUAAGAGACGUGGAGACACAUGAACCUUUAAAGGACAUUAUAAUUGGUGAGAUUGGUAGAAAGUUAGGAAUGAACACUGCGAACAAUGGAUUUCUCGGAUUUCGUAACUUUAGAAUACCACGGGAGAAUAUGUUGAUGAAAAAUUCUAAGGUGCUGGAAGAUGGAACAUACGUAAAAUCUACAAAUGACAAGUUAACGUAUGGUACGAUGGUGUUCGUCCGAGUAAUGUUGCUGCGGGACCUGCAACACUAUUUAUCCAAAGCCGUUACGAUCGCGGUUCGAUACAGCGUAGUAAGACGUCAGGGUCAAUUAAAUCUGGAACAACCAGAGCUGCAGAUUAUCGAUUACGUUACGCAACAAUACAAAAUUUUUCCUCAUAUUGCCACAUGUUUCGCGAUACACGUUACUGCUAAUUGGGUUUUGGAUAUGUAUUAUACGGUACAAAGUCAAUUGCACCAGGCUAAUUAUGAGAAACUACCGGAGUUGCAUUCAUUGUCAUGUUGCCUAAAAGCAGUUGUAUCUGCAGAUACAGCAGCUGGAAUAGAGCAACUUCGGUUAUCUUGUGGUGGACAUGGAUACAUGACUGUCAGCAAUCUGCCAACACUUUACGGAUUAGCGACCGCAGUUUGUACUUACGAAGGGGAAAACACAGUCCUACUUUUGCAAACAGCUAGGUACCUAGUAAAAUCAUGGAAACAAGCUAUGAAUGGUGAAUCAUUGCCAGAAUCUGUAGAGUAUCUUAACGAAGCAGCAAAAGGAGUAAGGCAUCGUCCUUGGAGUAACGAUUUGGAAUGUCUGAUUGAUGCUUAUAACGCCGUAGCCGCAGGAUCUAUUCGUUUAGCAGCAGAACAUCUGGAUCGCAGAAUACGUGGCGGAGUUCCGAUGGAGGAGGCGUGGAACCAAACGGGCACCGAACUAGCUCAGUGUGCGGAAGCUCACGCUCGAGUCUUCAUGGUAAAAACAUUUGCAAAAGCUGUUAAACAGUUAAACUCGAAGUCUGAAGAAUUUCGUCAAGUAAUGUUUCAACUCUGCGAACUGUAUAUCGUAUAUUGGGCUUUGAGGAACGUUGGUAAUUUUCUUCGGUUUUCUUCUAUGCAGAAAGAGCAUGUGGAGACACUUCAUUCACGCUUGGAAUAUUUGCUGACGACAAUCCGUCGAAAUGCUGUAGGAAUCGUUGACGGUUUCGAUUUCGAUGACCAUAUUCUUUGCUCGGCUUUGGGCGCUUACGAUGGUAACGUUUACGAACGAUUGUUUCAAGAAGCCAUGAAGAGUCCUCUGAACCGUGAAGCUGUGAACAUAUCUUUUGAAAAAUACUUAAAACCAUUUCUUAAGAGUAAUUUAUAGCGUAAUCUUUUUAAAGGAAAUAUUUAAUCAUAAUUAUUAUCUCGUAUUUGUUUUGUGGCGAUUGGAUUGUUUGGGAUAUGUUGCAUUUAGAUGUUAUGGUAAGACGUAUUUUGCAUUUGUUAUUAAAUAAUCGAUUGAAUGGUUUGUUGGGUAUUGAUUUAUAAGAUGUAACAACUGCAAUAUAUCAUAUGAGCGAUACCGAAGAGAGAUAUGCGUGCUCACUUGUCCAUUUUACUGAGAGUUUAUAUUGAACAAGAAAGGAAGGAUCGAACGUAUUUUUGUACCAUUCCUAUUCGCUGUCAUUGUAAAUGUGUAAUUUAUAUAAAGAAGCAUCGCUGUAAUAAUUGUGAAUGAAUGUUUGAUAGAGAAUUUAUAUUUAUAAAAAGCUUCCUGGAAAUAUGCGAUAAUUCUGAGAUGAGAUGUCUUAAAUAUGUUAUGGGAAAUGGUAUUUUCUAUACAGUUUCUAGAAUUAAUAAAAUAAUAUCUUGAACUAGAAAAAUGUAUAUUUUUAUUGUUGAACCUAUAACGCCUCAAAGAAAAUUACAUUUUAGAAUUGAAAGGCUUUGAAACUUACGAUGCUUACGAUGGUAACGUUUACGAAUUGUUCCAAGAUGCCAUGAAGAAUCCUCUUAAUCGUGAAACUGUGAACAUAUCUUUUGAAAAAUACUUAAAACCAUUUCUUAAGAGUAAUUUAUAGUGUAAUCUUUCUACAUUUUUAAAGGAAAAUGUAAAUCGUAGUUAUCUAUAUUGUAUAUCGUAUGUGGUGAUUGAACUUUGAAUAUUUUACAGUUUAAUAUUUUAUAAAUCGAUAUCCCAUAAAUAACAUGAUUGGUCAUUGAAAAAUACAAUUGUAACAUUAUAUCAUAUUAGCAAUAUCGAAAGAAUGUGUACGUGUUCAUUCGCUCAUUUUGCUGCGAGUUCGUAUUUAACAAAAAAGAGAAGAACAAACGUAUUUUUCUAUUAUUUUUAUGGGCUCUCAUUGUAGAUAUUUAAUUUAUAUAAUGGACCAUCGCUGUAAGAAUUUCGAAUGGACGUUUGAUAGAGAUUUUAUUUUUAAGAGAAACGUUUUAGGAUUGUAUGAUCAUUUUCGGAUAAGAUGUUUUAAGUAUGUUGUGAAAAAUGACAUGUUCCAUACAGUUUUUGUAAUUCGCAAAGUGAUAUUUUCAAGUACACAAGUGUCUGUCUUUCUUGUUUAACCUGUAACGCAUCAAAGAAAAUUACAUUUUAAAAUUGAAAGGUUCUCAUACGGCACAGUGUUUAUUUACAGAAUAGGAGCGAUGACAUACAUUAUUGUUCGUUAUACUAACAUAGUGCAAUUAUUGUUAAUUUCUGUUAAUAAUAACGUGUCUGGUUAACUUAAACGCCCACAAUGGAAAUAACGCGAUUUUUUCGCGAAUGAAAUGUAAUUUGUGAGAUUCAUUGGUACCGUUGCGGUACCAUGAUCUACAACUUUGAUCAAUUCGUGUAUGUAUAGCACAUCCAACAAGUAUCAAGUACGUAAUAUUACGAAAUAGAAAUAUUCCAAGAACGUUCAUUUAUUCGCUAUUUUUAUGAGAUAUGAUUAUUGCUCAUAUAAGUAACGGAAUUUCGAAUAUAAAUAAUAGAAUAAACAAAAUUACGAAACAAAUUCUUGGUCAUUAAUCCCUGUUCAUUUUGAAAGUCAACAGAUAAUUAACAUUCGCUAGGCAAUGGCUACAUUUAUCUUAUUAUCUUGUUUAUUUGCACCGACUUGUUGGACAUACUACGUGUAGAUCAUAGGUCCUAGGAACUUCAUGGAUGGACCGAUAGAAUCGUCAUACUCGUGUGUAUACGUAGACCAAGAAUGUAAAACAGUAGAAAAGAAAAAACUAUAAUUUAUUGUUUCACCGGCGAGCGAUUAUUUUUUUUUAAAAACAAAUACAUAUACAUGUAUAUACUUAUAUAUGUGUGCACUGACCACGAGUAUAUAUACACAUAUAUGUAAUAUAUAUUUCAUGGAUCCUCGAGGGCGAUCCAGAAGGGGAGGAGCGGAGGUUAGACAAUACGCAUUCUUAAAAAAUAAUAUUGUUAAUUAUCGUUAUCAUUAAAUAUUAAUUAUAUUCACUUUUAAAAUUAUUAUUCAUUUGUCCACCUGGCCUAUGGGAUUUUUGUCUAGUUUUAGACAGACUUCUCAUUACUAGGAUAGCAUUUUUUUACGGAAUACAUCCUCUUAUAAAAUAAGAUCUCAUUACAAUUAUAUUUCUCGUCGCAUAGAACAUAGACGGCGCAUUUCAAGUAUUAAAUGAGCCACGUGGAAAUGCAACGCGCAUUUUUUACUUUCGUUCCUUUUGUUGUCUAGGGUUCUCGCGUCGAAUAUAAUGUGUUCUUUCAAUCGCGUCUAAAUGCAAGCUUCUGUAAAGACAUUUCUUCGUCAUUCACGAACAGAAUAUUUUUUUCUUUAAUAGAUUAUAUAUCAGUAAACGAUAAAGAUAGAUAAAAAAUGUCUAAUUUUCUUUUUCAAUAAAUUACAUUUUAUUUAUAAAUAUUCACAUUCGUGGAAGGAAGAAACUCAAAAUUUUUGUUCAUUAAAAAAACAACAGUUUCGCGUUUGUUCGCAUCACCGCACGGAGGAUUAAUUACUAUCUAACAAACAAUCCUUUGUCUAUGUUGCGUACGAUUAUUAUUACAAUAAAGAUUAUGAUUCGAUCUCCAGAUUCCUUUUCGUCAGUGCCAGGAGAGGAGAAGAAAUUCUCGAGAGAGAAAUGUCGAAUAGAAAGAGAGGAGAGGAUAAGGGGAAUGAAGAUGUUUCCAAAAGGCGAAGAAACGGAAUAUGUAUCUAAAAAUUGGUAGAACCGGUUCGACGUGGGAAAACACGGAUGGUAUACUUACAAUUAGUUAUUUUGACUAAUUUUGAUAAUAAAAUUACGACGUUUUUAUUAAUACAACAAGGAUAAAUUUCCUUUCAAACGAUUUUCGAAUUAAAGGCAAAGCAUAAAAUUUGUAUAUAUACUGCACGAUUGAUUUUUAGGUACUGCGGUAGUAUUCCACUAAUCUUGGGAGAAAUAGAAGAGAGAAUUAAUUUCCAUUCUAUUUAUUGCAAGUAACUUACCCUAAACACAAUCAUUUUUUUUUUUCCAACACGUUAUCGUAUCGUAACUCUUCAGACAGCUUUCAUGACUUUUGCUUAGAUAUCGAUAUUUAUUUGUGAUCUUUGCUUCUCACAUAACCUGUACAUCGAACAGCCGCUUACUUAGAUAGUUCCGUCUUCCAAGUCGACCCUAUCAAUACACUUAUUCUGUUUUAUUACUACCUGUUACAGUAUCGUGCGUGUAGAGACGUUUAGAUACUUUAUUAUAUAAAUAAACUUAAAAAAUAGCUUCCAGCCAUUUUACAAAUCGAUAAGAUCGAUUUAGAAGCAACGAGCGCCCAUUAUCGAAAUGCGCUAAUCGAUGGAAUUAUCGGAGUCGUCUCAAUGAAAAGAACACGCGAUACCUGAAAACAUAUAAAUCGACGUCGCAAGAAAUAAUUUCCAUGAUUCACGACCAACGUACGACUUUCAUUCGUAUUUUAUUUUCCUUACAAGCAGUUCAAAGAAAAUCGCUUCCAGAGACAUCGGCUAUAAAUACGUCGAUUAAAUUUAAACGCUUCGCCCGUAACGUUCAAUGGUCGUUUCGAAGUGAGACGAGGCAAAGCAUAGAUUAGCAACGAAUUAACUAUGAAAAACAUCCGGGGAAAAAUCGCCAUGGCGAAAAAAGAAAAUUACCAGAGUUAUCGUAGGCAAUUGGUGUUUCUUAUGUAAUUAGUACAUGGCAGUAUCGACAUGAUAUAUUUUAGUUUUAACCCGACACAUCGGACUUUAUAAAAAUGGCGCCCGUGUUCCUCCUACGCAGGUAGAACACAGAUUUAUGGUCAUCUUACUGCUUAAAUAAAACUUUCGCACGUUAAAAAAUAGGAUCCUAAUAAUUUUUUAUUUAUUUACAUGAGAAAAUAGAAAUUUCUCUGUGUUCGCUAUUUUCUUUUUGUCCACUACAAAUUAAUUUCUUUCAUAUUUUCAAUACUUCUGGCGUCAGAUUCUGCUUGUUUUAAACGAUCGUUGCUUUAUUUUAUUUGUAUUGGUCGAUUCGGGCGAUAAUAAAUGCAACGGCUAGUGUACGUAAAAUUCAUAUUAUUAUUGCACAGGGUAUAAUAAUGACAUAACGUUAUAUAUAAGAUAUUAUCAAAGCUGUAACAUCGUAUAUAUAAGAUUAUUUUACCAAGUGUAGAAAUUAUUUGACAUUCAUAUUUCUUCAUCGGAAAGAUUUAACGUCAAUUAAUAUCGCGAUCUAAAAGGUUAGUAAAAGAUAGCGCUAGAUCCUACAAAUUGUUAUCAUUCGAAAGUGGAGGGAACAUGGUGGAACAAUGUAUUCUAAAUGGCGCGAUUAAGAAUUCAGACUAUUAACGCUAUGUUUCAAUAGUAUUAAUAAUAAUAAUAAUAAUAAUAAUAAUAACGUUACAAUGAUAUCGUUUAAUUCGCUAUUUCCUGAAUAAUUCUUUUUGUUUCUUUUCUUUUAACAAUCCUUUUCUCUCAAUCAGAAGCAUAAUCAAAUAUAUCCUCUGGCUAACAAUUUCAUCUAACAAAAUCAUAUAUAAAAUAGACAAUUUUAACGUUAUAGUCUGACGAUUAAAACAUUGAUUGCAUUCUACCUGGAAAGAGGCGAACGAGACGCCGAAAAAAUUUCAAAUAACUGUGGAGAGACAGUUAACGAUUCACAGGAUCACCGGAAGUAUGAAGGAGGGGAAAUUAAAAGGAAAAUGUACAGGAAAGUUAGGAGGUGGAGAUAGGGGAAGAAAGGGGAGUCGCUUGGUCCUACGUGAAAAAGUUAAUAAAUUAUUACAACGUAUUUCGCGAUGCUGAUCGUCCAUAGGAUAAAUACCGCGGAUGAAAAUCUUGGAACAAAUAGA